GAGUCGCACAACUCGUCCUCUGUGUCGCUCGAUCCCCCAACUCCCCCACUAGCGCUCGCGCUAGCCGCUAGGGUUGCAGGCCGCCGCCGUCGCGUCGCCCGACAGCCCGUCCCGACCUCACCGGCCGCUGGCCUCGACGCCCUCCGCCCCCUCCGCCUCGGCCGCUGGCCUCGACGCCCGACGCCCCGGCCGCUGACCUCGAAGCCCGACGUCGCCGCAGCGAGGAUCACGGUAUUCGAUUUCCUGACUAGAGCUGUGUUCAUGUCGCAAGAAUUGGAGCGUGCAGCAAUGGCGGCCGCGCCCCGUGAGGUUCCGACGCCCUUGGCCUCCGCUAUUCUUCUUCUGCCGGCCAAAAGGGUGAAGCAAGAUCCGAGUUGUCCGGAACCCUCGUCCGCGGUUCCGGCCAUGGAGGCCGCAGGCUGGUCCACGCUCUCGGGUGACCUCAUCCGCCGCAUCGCCGACUCCUUCCUCGCCAACAACGACCUGGACUACUACAUGUCUGUCCGCGGCGUCUGCCCCACCUGGCGUGCCGCCACCGACGACCCCACCAGCCACACCGGGGACUCCCGCUUCCAUUCGCGCGGGUGGAUCGUCCUGGACGAGGACUUCCAGGGCGACGGCAGGCGGGUCUUGCUCAACACCCUCACCGGCCGCUUCUUCCGCAAGAAGCUGCCGCUGCUGCUGGAUUACUACAUCAUUGGUACCAGUCAGGGCUUCUUCGUCCUGGCAGACAGGAGCCCUCCUCACGCCCCUCGUGUCUUCAAUCCUCUCACCAGCUGCAUGGUUCGUUUUGCGGCGCCCGUGCCCUGUGAGGUGGGGCUCUCUGAAGUUGACUCCUCGCUGGCGCUCGCUUUGUUCUGCGACUCAUCUCGCACGAUUUACAAGGCUGCUCGUGACAGUGAACAUUUUGUCGCUGUCAAGACGAGGUCUAAAAAGCCGGCGGUUUACGAUUGCUUCCGCAAGGCGGCUGUAGGUGGUGUCUACGCAGAAAUCAGUGGUCUGAAAUCAACCGUAUUAGCUGAGACGAUUACAAUUUUACCCAUGGCUAUGCGGGCUUGUUUUAGUGCUGAUUCUGAGUUUUACUCCGAUCUUCAUAGAGAUGUGAAGGACCUCCAGAGUUCCCUGGUGGUUUUAUCUGGACAGAUGUUGCUCGUCGUGGGUGCGCCCAUUCCCUUUGUUUGCCAAGUGGACAUCGAUGCAGCUAGGUUGCAUCCUUUGAGGAGCAUCGACAGAUUUGCCAUCUUCCUCAGUAACCGGAGGUGCCUAGCUGUGGACACUGACAUGUUCCCAUCGAUUAAUGCAAACUGUAUCUAUUUCAUUCAUCUUCUGGGUACGUCUGCUUAUAUAUGCAAGUCCAACAUAGAGGACAGGAAAGUAGAGAGGAUCUCUGAAAAUCCAGAUUUCGUGAAGCAGGGCAAGCAGUUUGUCCUCGUCGCUUGCCGUCCUGUGACGGUCAUCCAGCUUCUAUCGAGCUACACCAUCAACAUCCCGGAUUCUCAGCUGGCACUGCAACAGAUGCCAUAAGGUGCCGGUCAGAUCUUCAUUUUGCUCUGGGGAUAGUGAUCUCGAUGGCCAACCGACAAGGCUAUGCUUCUGCGAAGCAACUGCUACUUCUUUUUUUUUUUGUUAUUUUGGACAUGCCUUGCCUUGGAGAAGAUAUAGGGAGCAUAAGAAGGACUUGCAU
Molecule: messenger RNA, 1684 nt
Organism: Triticum aestivum (bread wheat)
Lineage: Eukaryota; Viridiplantae; Streptophyta; Magnoliopsida; Poales; Poaceae
Exons: 2
Coding region: 262-1524 (420 amino acids)
Source: RefSeq, a predicted model, not a curated record